AUGGAAACACCUACUAAACGACCUCUUCUCAAAACCAUCUCCAGCAAAUCCUUCCGCCUCCGUUCCCCCAGUCUCAAUUCCGUCCGCCUCCGCCGUAUCUUCGAUCUAUACGACACCAAUCACGACUCCUUCAUCACCAUCGACGAGAUCAGUCGCGCCUUGACGCUCCUCGGCCUCGACGCCGACAAGUCCGAUUUAGAUUCCAUGAUCAAAUCAUACAUCCAUCCCGGCAACGCCGGCCUCACAUACAACGACUUCGUGAGCUUGCACAGCUCCAUAAACGACUUGUUGUUCGGCCUGGAGGAUGUACAAAAACCGGCGGCCACCAAGGAGGAGCUAGAGGAGUCGGAUCUAAAGGAGGCUUUUAAGGUAUUUGACGAAAAUGGAGAUGGAUUUAUAUCAGCGAAGGAAUUACAGAUGGUGCUUGGGAAGCUAGGGUUUACGGAGGCCACUGAGAUGGAGAGAGUGAAGAUGAUGAUCUCGUCGGUUGAUCUUAACCACGAUGGCAAAGUUGACUUUUCCGAGUUCAAGGACAUGAUGAGGGUCCUUGAUCAAUAA
Molecule: messenger RNA, 558 nt
Organism: Lactuca virosa
Lineage: Eukaryota; Viridiplantae; Streptophyta; Magnoliopsida; Asterales; Asteraceae
Source: the annotation of a GenBank genome assembly